AUGGCGGGCAAUGGCACUGGAUCAAGGUUUAAUCGUGCUGUCAUCAUAGUGGCUGGUGUUGCAGCUCUUGUUGCAACCGCACUGACAUGCGUCAAAAACUAUCGCAAGCCUCUUUUACAGCGAUAUGUAGUUCGUAUACUUGUGAUGGUUCCGAUCUUUUCGGCAGCAUCAUGGGCAAGCCUCACAUCACUGUCCGUGGCAUUCUGGGUAAGGCCUGUACAGGAUGUAUAUGAAGCCUUCACUAUAUAUACCUUCUUCCAGCUCCUAAUCAACUUUCUUGGCGGCGAGCGAGCCCUCAUCGUGAUGAUGCAUGGUCGACGGCCAGUCUCGCAUCUCUGGCCCCUCAACCAUUGCCUCCCUAAAGUCGACAUCUCCGAUCCGCAUACUUUCCUUGCUAUAAAGCGUGGUAUUCUUCAGUACACCUGGGUGAAGCCUGUACUCGCGGUAGCAGCCAUCAUUCUGAAAGCUACCGGAACCUAUAAAGAAGGAUAUCUUGGCGUGACCUCUGGCUACUUCUGGAGUGGCUUGAUAUACAACGUAAGCAUCACCGUAUGCCUAUAUGCCCUUGCCUUGUUCUGGGUGUGUAUGUCAGCCGAUCUGCAACCUUUCCGACCUAUGCCCAAGUUCCUCUGUGUCAAGGGCAUCAUCUUCGCAUCCUACUGGCAAGGCUUCUUCUUGUCGAUUCUUGUUUGGCUCAAUGCCUUGCCCAACGAUGUCCAAGGCUAUACACCGGACAAUCUGGCAGCAUCUAUUCAGGAUGCCCUGAUCAGCUUUGAAAUGCCCCUCUUUGCGAUACUGCACUGGUACGCAUUUUCUUGGCACGAUUAUGCCGACGUCACGAUUUCAUCUGCCCGUAUGCCGAUCAAAUAUGCGCUGCGAGAUGCUUUCGGACCACGAGAUUUGAUCGAAGACACCAAAGGAACUUUCUCUGGGAAAAACUAUGAGUAUCGCUACUUUGACGCGCGUGACAACGUUCUGGGACACGAGCAAUCAGCAUCACGUACUGCAAGAAUGAUGGAAGGCAUGAGAUACGAACGAGGAGGCAAAGGCAAAUAUUGGAUUCCGAAACCAGGAGAGCAUGCUGACGACAGUCGGACUCCGCUGCUGAAAAAAGCGGCGGAGAGUCGGGCUCGCACGAUGAGUCCUGGUGCACAUCGAGCCCUCGAGACAAAUACUUAUGGCGUUGCCGAAGAAGACAACAUGGAAGAGAGUCUAGAUCCUGAAGAAGAGCAGCUAUAUACCAAUGCUCGAGCACUCGAAUUUGGAGAUUGCAAUUACCCGGUCAUUACAGCACACACUGCAAGUCGUGAACAGAGACUAUAUGGUAGCCCCACGAUAGUGUCCGCGUCCACAAACAGGCAUGUUUUACAGCCGACUAGACAGAACAAACAACGUCGCAAGAGCCGAAUACAACAUAUUCAGGAGGAGGCUGAGGAUCGGAGAAACAGUGAGAGUUCAAGCAACUCCAAAUCGCCAUCUCGUCUGCAAGCGGUGGGACAGAUGUUGAAGCGGAACCACUCAUCGUCCUCAGGUUCAGGCAAGUCGGACAGGAGUCAGCUUGUCGAUCUUGUAGUGGAAGACCACGAGGCUGAAGACAUCGAGAGGGUCCGAGCUCGCAAGGAAGGAGGGCCUGGUUGGAACGAGGCUGAACCGAAGCACUACGUUAAAACAUAUCCAGAGGAGGGAGAAGCAGAAGUAGUACGGGAAGGCUUUGAGCCGGAUGCGCCUCACACUCAUACUGAGGAUGAGCACAAUCUCGAUCGGCCAUUCGCGGAUGGGGAUAACGAAGAAGACGUGGGCGGUUUCUCUGCACAUCAAUCUGAUGAAGCCCUCAGGUGGCAGACGCGAGACCACACAGACGAGCCAUCUCACAGCAGUUCGCACUUUGGUAGCUUCCGAGAAGAGCGCGACGUCUGGGGCAAUGCGAAGGAGCAAGACCAGGACUGA
Pseudovirgaria hyperparasitica is the source of this 1947-nucleotide messenger RNA. RefSeq names its product DUF300-domain-containing protein. The record is from RefSeq and is a predicted model, not a curated record. The transcript is spliced from 5 exons. Lineage: Eukaryota; Fungi; Ascomycota; Dothideomycetes; Acrospermales; Acrospermaceae. Gene Ontology annotation, molecular function: transporter activity. Gene Ontology annotation, biological process: transport. The coding region runs from base 1 to 1947 and encodes 648 amino acids.